AUGGCGUGGGUUGCCGUUCUCUUCGUCCUACCACUGUUUGCCGCUAAAGUGAGCUCACAAUCGUGCGGAACAAAGAAUGUUGGAGAAGUUGCUCCCGCCAACUUCCAGGAUAACCUGGAUACUGUGGCCAGGACUCCAGGAGUCGGGUACCUGGCAACUCAAUACACGUUUGACUGCUGCGGAGUAAUUACUAAAUGGCACGCUGUUAUCGGCGCUUUGGGCAUUGUUAAAUUCCAAAUAUGGCGGCCAAGUGGAGCGAACUACGAUUUAAUUGGCGAAAAUGAGUACACAUUUAACUCGGCGGACCAACUUACAGAGCAGAUUCUCGGUGUGUCCACUGGUGAAAUACUUACUGUGAAGCCAAAUGAUGUCAUCGGAUGGUACAGUGCCGAUAUUGACAUAAUACCAUACAAAGGCGUGUCUGGUUCCGGUGCCGUUCAGCUGACGAUGGCAGCGCCCUCUACAGGCGAUUCCGUAAACUGGACACCUGGAGCAACUCUUGGUGUGCGCACAUAUGCAGUUAAUGCUCUAACAGGAGUUAAUUCCUAUCCGGCGUUUACAAACCUGGACCAGACCUUGACCUAUCUGGACACAGACACCCCGCCCACCAGUCUUCUCACACUGGCCUACACUGACGCCGACCCACAGGAUACCACCCUUACUGUCGCCAUGACGACCACGUCAAACGAGUUUCAAUUAACCACAGACCAAGUACAGCCCCAGACUGGCCAGUGGACGGUUGGUACCUACCCACUGACCUUUACCGUUACUGACCAGUGUGGUAAUGUCGGAACCGGAACUCUCACUGUGGAGAUCACAAACACCGCGCCGGAUAUGACAGCCAUGGUUACGUCCGCUAGUGUAAGGGAGGACCUGACUGUCCAAACUCGCUUACAAGACCUGACAGUUACGGACGUACAGACAUACACGUGUACCUACACAGGCUCCGCCCCCUUCAACGUGCAGCCAAAACAAACCGGAAGUACAACAUAUGCAUUGUUCCUGAACGGCGAGGCGAACCUAAAGUAUAACACCCAGAACCAGUACACUCUACCUAUUACAUGUACAGAUGAUUUGGGUCUAUCCAGUACAAAGGACAUUGUAGUCAGCAUCAUAGAAAACUCACCCCCAUCCAUGAAUAAUCUCCCAAAUACGAAAAAUGUGAAUACACUGACCACAACGACCAGUUCGGAGAUUUUCACUGCCAUUGGUGUGGACACAGACUCAACAGAUCUGGGCUAUAACAUGACAUGUACGCCUGCAAACUGUCCAUUCCAAAUCCUCAGCUCGGGUAAGAUCGUGGCUACAGAAGAUCUAAACUUACACAAGACACCUGCUUACGAUGUCAAAGUGUGGAUAAACGAUAAAUGGUCACUGGUAGGACCGGAAACCCUGAGCGUUACAAUUACAAAUAUUAACGACAAACCCGAGAUCAACAAUAUUCCAAGUGGACUUAUCGUGGCAGUUCCUGAGAACUCCGCCUUAUCCAAGUAUAUAAUAAAUGCAGACGUAACGGAUGCAAACGCUGGAGACACACACAAAUUCACAGCCGUGUUCACCCCGGCAGAGGGCGCCAAUUACUUCCGGCUCUAUAACAAGGCUGGAAUCAUAACACCAAAGGUAGCACUUGACUACGAAGAAUUGCUCGCCAAGGAAAUGACGUCAUUCAAUGUAGCCAUGACAGUAAACGACGGUCGAGAGGAAUCGACGACAAAGUAUUUCACUAUAGAAGUCUCGGAUGUUAACGAACAACAGACGGGAUUUUCUCAACCAACAUAUCAAAUAACAGGAGUUGAGAGAACCACAAUUUUCCCAGACCUCAGUCCUACGUUGGCCAAUUCUGUGAUUGAUCCUGACGACACACGAGACACACAGACGCUGACCAUGGACUGUGGGGCCAACACGGGGUUGUUCUCCAUGGACCCCAGCACGGGCCGCGUCACCAAGACAGCGGAGUACGACCUUGACGCCGCUAAAAAGACGUCCGAAACGAUCACAUGUGUUGUGACAGCCACUGAUGAAGCAGGACACACAGUCACCACAAACCUUGAUAUCGUUAUUAACGAAGAAAACGACAACCCGCCCAUACUCGAUAAAGAUACAUACACUUAUUUUUUGCCGAUCAAUAGAGCGGCGGGGACACAAUUCGGCAGGUGUAUCUCGACGGAUAUUGAUGUCCUACCUGACCACAACGACACAGCGUACACACUGACUGGGGGAUCAGGACUGUUCGGCCUCACGGACCAAUGCAGAUUGUACAACAACGUCAACUUCAGCACGACCACAUAUAAAGUUGGCGACACGUUUCCAAUGACAUUGACUGCCAAGAACACAAAUGGUUUGAAGGACACAGCCUCCGUAAACGUUGUUCUUAUCGACCCCGUCACCACUUCGGCUCCUUCCGCCACCACUACCACCACAACAGCGGCCCCCGCCUCUUCGCUAGCGUUCCCCGCCUUUGGUGGUAGCGGAAGCAUUUCCAAUUUCCUCGAUGACCCGGAGACUCUUGCCUGGUUUAUACCGACGAUGAUUCUGCUGGCCGCCAUGUUGGCAUUGCUUGCAUACAUGAUCUACAGAUGUAUACGCAGCCCAGAAGCCUUUGCUAAAAUUGGAAAGUUAUGCAAGGGAAGGUCGUUCAGGUGCAAAUGGCGAAGUCGUAGUAAGAGGAUCACGAAGGUCAACACGCCGAAGAAGACCAAGGUCAAAAACAAAAAAGGAAACAAAGUGCGCCAGUUGGAAAACAAUGAUUCUAAGUACGAAUGGAACAUUUGGUCUCACGCUGAUUUCGGAAACACUACAGUCGAACAUCGUUAGAGAAGUGAGACGAUGGCCUGAUGUUCUAGACAUCAAUGAUCUUUGGAGACGACGUGAUGAUCCUUAUAUCGAAUUGUGUCGUAUGUUUCCAGUAAACACCAGGGGAAAUAUCAGCCACAACCCAGUGUUAAUGGGUGUUAUUCGAUACUGUUGAUACUAAUGUGAACCGUAUCACCGGCUAUGAUAAUGGAUUGAUCUUAUUUAUUUAGUGCGAAAUGAUUUUUGUAAAUAACCAAAUCAUUGUUUAUAUUCACCAUUAAUUAAUGAAAAUGUAGUUACUACUGCUGAAAACAAAUACUAUUGUUUGGACUCGAUGGGAAAGGCAUCAGGAGAAGAGAAUGUUUCAUCAUUUCUUUCAACACUUGUACGUUAUAGUAAUUUUUGUUUUGUACAGUAUUUCUCAUUCCCUAAUGACAUAUACUAUGAAAGCUUGGGGGAAAUGAGAACCAAUGUUUUCAACAUUAGCUGAAUAAAAUUUUACGGAGACGUUAAUUU
Pecten maximus is the source of this 3309-nucleotide messenger RNA. Its product is annotated as protocadherin Fat 4-like. The coding region runs from base 1 to 2814 and encodes 937 amino acids. Gene Ontology annotation, molecular function: calcium ion binding. The record is from RefSeq and is a predicted model, not a curated record. The transcript has 19 exons. Gene Ontology annotation, cellular component: membrane. Gene Ontology annotation, biological process: homophilic cell-cell adhesion. Lineage: Eukaryota; Metazoa; Mollusca; Bivalvia; Pectinida; Pectinidae.